Indicator indicator is the source of this 2812-nucleotide messenger RNA. It is a transcript of the gene INTS6, whose product is annotated as integrator complex subunit 6. Lineage: Eukaryota; Metazoa; Chordata; Aves; Piciformes; Indicatoridae. Gene Ontology annotation, cellular component: integrator complex. Gene Ontology annotation, biological process: snRNA 3'-end processing. The coding region runs from base 1 to 2667 and encodes 888 amino acids. The transcript is spliced from 18 exons. The record is from RefSeq and is a predicted model, not a curated record.
AUGCCCAUCUUACUCUUCCUGAUAGACACGUCCGCCUCCAUGAACCAGCGCACCCAUCUGGGCACCACCUAUCUGGACAUAGCCAAAGGCGCUGUAGAGACUUUCAUGAAGCUCCGAGCCCGAGACCCGGCCAGCAGGGGAGACAGGUACAUGCUGGUCACUUUCGAGGAGCCUCCCUACGCUAUCAAGGCUGGCUGGAAGGAAAACCAUGCAACGUUUAUGAAUGAACUGAAAAACCUUCAAGCUGAAGGACUUACGACUCUUGGCCAGUCCCUAAGGACAGCUUUUGAUUUAUUAAACUUAAAUAGAUUAGUAACUGGCAUAGACAACUAUGGGCAGGGACGAAACCCCUUUUUUCUGGAGCCAGCAAUAAUUAUAACAGUUACUGAUGGAAGUAAAUUAACUACUACCAGUGGAAUACAGGAAGAGCUCCAUUUGCCCCUCAAUUCCCCUCUACCUGGAAGUGAGUUGACCAAGGAACCCUUUCGAUGGGAUCAGAGGUUAUUUGCUUUGGUUCUCCGUUUGCCUGGUAUUACGGCACCAGAAUCGGAACAGAUGACAGGGGUACCAGUGGAUGACUCUGCAAUUACACCUAUGUGUGAAGUUACAGGAGGUCGAUCAUAUUGUGUGUGCUCUCCAAGAAUGCUGAAUCAGUGUCUUGAGUCAUUGGUGCAAAAAGUGCAAAGUGGAGUAGUAAUAAAUUUUGAAAAAGCCGGACCAGAUCCCUCACCAAUUGAUGAUGGACAGGUGGAAAUAUCUAGACCCUUUGGACCCCAACCUUGGCACAGCUGUCACAAACUUAUUUACGUGAGACCAAACCCUAAAACUGGGGUUCCUAUAGGUCAUUGGCCUGUUCCUGAGUCCUUCUGGCCAGAUCAAAAUUCUCCAACACUGCCACCCCGCACAUCUCAUCCUGUGGUGAAAUUUUCCUGUACUGACUGUGAGCCGAUGGUCAUUGACAAACUGCCUUUUGAUAAGUAUGAGUUAGAACCUUCACCGCUGACCCAGUUUAUCCUGGAAAGAAAAUCCCCUCAGACCUGCUGGCAGGUAUAUGUGAGCAAUAGUGCAAAAUACAGUGAACUUGGUCAUCCUUUUGGUUACUUGAAAGCAAGUACAGCGCUGAAUUGUGUGAAUUUAUUUGUGAUGCCUUACAAUUAUCCAGUCCUCCUUCCACUGCUAGAUGAUUUGUUUAAAGUACACAAGGCAAAGCCUACAUUGAAAUGGCGGCAGUCAUUUGAAAGCUAUUUGAAGACAAUGCCUCCAUAUUAUCUUGGGCCUUUGAAGAAAGCUGUGAGAAUGAUGGGAGCACCAAACCUUAUAGCUGACAAUGUGGAAUAUGGACUUAGUUACAGUGUCAUUUCAUAUCUCAAAAAGUUGAGUCAGCAGGCCAAAAUAGAGUCCGAUAGAGUCAUUGGCUCUGUAGGCAAAAAGGUAGCGCAAGAGACUGGAAUUAAGGUCAGAAGCAGAUCACACAACCUGUCUAUGGCACAUAGGAACGAUUUUCAACAUCUGCUACAGGGGAUUACUGGGGAAAUUCCUCAUAGACCUCUAGACCUCAAUAUGAAGGAGUAUGCUGGGUUCCAAAUAGCUUUGCUGAAUAAGGAUCUGAAACCUCAGACUUUUAGAAAUGCUUUUGACAUACCCAGAAGAAAUCUUCUGGAUCAGUUAACACGAAUGAGAUCUAAUUUACUGAAGAGUACUCGCAAGUUCCUCAAAGGACAAGAUGAAGAUCAAGUUCACAGUGUACCUAUAGCACAAAUGGGAAACUACCAGGAGUAUCUAAAACAAAUACCUUCUCCGCUCCGAGAGCUUGAUCCUGAUCAACCCCGAAGGCUUCAUACUUUUGGCAAUCCGUUCAAACUGGACAAAAAGGGAAUGAUGAUAGAUGAAGCAGAUGAAUUUGUGUCAGGACCUCAAAAUAAGCAUAAAAGACCAGGAGAACCAAAUAUGCAAGGGAUUCCGAAAAGACGACGUUGUAUGUCCCCCCUGCUCAGAGGCCGACCUCAAACUCCUCCGAUUGUGAACAACCACAUUGGAGGAAAAGGGCCACCCACACCAAUCAUGCAAGCACAGCCUGACCUUGUUAAACCUAUUCCCAUUCACAAAACAUCAGACACAAAUAAUGAGGUUACAGGAGAUGAUGUGGUUGAGAAUCAUGUUGCAGACCCACUUUCACCAGGUGUUUUCCCAAAUACUGUGGAUUCAGAGUUUUCCAUGCCAUCUUCUCCUUUCAAUUCAUUGGCUCGACCAGCAGCUCAUACAGACAAUGCAGGCCAUGAACAUUUAGGGAACAACCUGAAUGUUGAUGGAUUUAUGGAAAAUCAUGAGGAAUCGGGUAGCAAAGAACAAAGUACUGAAGAGAACUUGCCUGUGUCUUCACCCAGCAAAAGGAAAAAAACUGCACCUUGCAGAAGUUCCAGAGAGAUUAAUACAGAGCUAAGAGCACAAAUUAUGAAAGAGAUCCGAAAACCAGGAAGGAAAUAUGAAAGAAUCUUCUUUUUACUGAAGCAUGUCCAAGGAAGCUUACAAACCCGACUGAUAUUUUUACAAAACGUUAUUAAAGAAGCUUCAAGGUUUAAAAAACGAAUGCUGAUAGAACAGCUUGAGAGUUUUCUGGAAGAAAUCCAUCGCAGAUCCAAUCAGGUCAACCAUAUCAACAGCAGCUAAGGAACACUGCACACAAGACAAAGCCACAGCAGGGCACUGCUGUCCUUACUUGCAUUCAUUUUUGACAUGCACUCUUAUCUCAAGUUCAUGUACCUGAAAGAAUGAGAAGCUGCUCUAUAAAAUUAUGAGAAAAGUAUCCAUCGUC